Theileria equi strain WA is the source of this 1476-nucleotide messenger RNA. RefSeq lists its product as hypothetical. Lineage: Eukaryota; Apicomplexa; Aconoidasida; Piroplasmida; Theileriidae. The record is from RefSeq and is a predicted model, not a curated record. Bases 1 to 951 code for a protein of 316 amino acids. The transcript has a single exon.
AUGGACAAGGGCGUUACCAUUGAUAUUUCCAUGGAUCCAACCUCGAGUAAUUAUGGUUUUUCUGACUACUCCACAACUUAUCAUGACGCUCUUAAUGCCAUAGAUUUGACAGAGUGUAAAGAUUCUACUCAGUGGCCUGGAUACAGAAAAUUUGUUCAUGAACCAAGGGAUAAACGUAAGAUUAUAGGAGUCAGGAAAAAGAGAGUGCAACAGUAUGGAUUUGAACAAAGCUUGGCGAAUUGUUAUACUGCAACGGUAUACUUUUGGACUGGAGAUUCUUCUUAUGCCAAUCCUCUCCUUGUCCAACUUGGAGGAGAAAGCACGUAUUAUAGUUGGAAAUCUGAUGAUAGUUGGGGUCCGGAUUCAGAUGCAUCUGGUCAAUUUAUAACUAGACUGGACAAACAGAAUUGCAGACGUAAUAAAGCACAUGUCGCCAAUAUUUCAAAGGCCGAAUCUAAUACUUACGACUGUUAUGCUUGCAAAGACCGUGAACAGAAAAUCACAUUUUCUACAUCCUCAGAAGAAGCUGAUAGAGAAUACAAGAAAGUAGUUCACAGGAUAACUAGUGGCGAAAGUGGUCAUAAAAUUGGUAGGAUAGAUAAUAGCUAUCCUCCACAACAUGGUAUUAAGAUUAAAGGUACCAUCACAUCACUUAAUGUAUUCUAUUACCCCAAGACAGAUGACAGGGCCCUAAUAAUCCACUUUGAUGGUGCAUGGUUCACCAAAACCAAGAGCGCUGAUGAAUGGGAGAAAAAGAGAGGGAGCACACCGCAAGGAACUGAUGAUUUUUCAGGGAUACUUGAACUUAUAAAGGUUACAAAUGGAGCAAGCGAAGGACUUACUCCAGGAGCCAUAGCUGGUGGUGUAUUAGGGGCUGGACUCGGUGGAGCUGCGAUUGGACUUGGUCUAUGGAAGGGUAGAUCUUUUCUAAAGAAGAGAUUCAUCUUUUAAACGUUUGCCACAAGUUUUGUAGGUUAUCCUUUUAUCUCUUUGGAGUAUACUUUCUAGAAAGGAUUAACGGAUUCUUGGAACUAGAUGGAUACACAGCAUUAGUAACAUUUUGCAAUCUAUGGACUGAUUACCAGCAUCUGCGCCAGCUGGUCACUUGAGGAUCUUCCAGAUCAUCACCAUUUUGCUCUCCUCUUUCCACUCCUCCCUCAUUCACUCAUCAGGGACAUUGGUUUUAUGGAUGUGAACCGUCCUGUUAAUUUGAAUUACGAUAAAUCAUUCACUCUUCAUUCCUAUUGAUCAGACAGCCACGUUUGUCUCCUGUUGGAAAUUGUCUAUUUGUGGCAUGCUAGCCACUGCUACACGUAAAGAGAUGUUUUAGGUACACAAUCGCAUGGUGGUUACAGUCUUAUUGCGCUGUUUCACGGGAGUAAGCGCCGCGUACGCUGACGGCUUGGGAAUUUCGUCUUCAUACUGGAGCAACUUUUGGCCCUUUUCGGCGCUUCUUUUCAAUUUUUACCAUAAUAC